ACUUCAACAAACUUUUAUUCCGGCCACGCUCUCUCAUCUCAUCUCCCCACGAGUGUCUGUCGUCUCUCUACUCUCUCUCUCUCUCGCCGUAGAUCACUUCGUUGAAUCUAUUUUCAACCGGAGAAGAUUCGCUGGUUGAAGCUAACUCGGCAGCCAUGAGCUCGGUUUUGCAGGGUUUUACGAAGUCUCUAGCCAUGACUUUUGUCUCGGAGAUUGGUGAUAAGACCUUCUUCGCCGCCGCUAUUCUGGCGAUGCGUUAUCCUAGGAGACUUGUGUUGGCUGGUUGUGUAUCUGCUCUGAUUGUCAUGACUAUCCUCUCUGCUACUGUUGGAUGGGCUGCUCCAAAUCUGAUCUCUCGCAAAUGGACCCAUCACAUAACAACAUUGUUGUUCUUUGGUUUCGGGCUAUGGUCUUUGUGGGACGGUUUUAAAGAAGGAGGAGGGGGUUCAGAAGAAUUGGCUGAGGUCGAAGCUGAACUGUAUUCUGAUUUGAAGGCUAAUGGGAAAACUACAAAAGAUAACAGUAAGACUGAAGAUGAAAACAAAAAACAGAAAAGGCCAUUCCUCACACAGUUCUUCUCCCCAAUUUUUCUCAAGGCAUUUUCGAUUAACUUCUUUGGUGAAUUUGGUGACAAGAGUCAGCUUGCUACAAUUGGUUUAGCCGCGGAUGAAAACCCUUUUGGGGUGGUCCUUGGUGGAAUUGUGGCACAACUCGUGUGUACCACUGCUGCUGUGAUUGGAGGAAAGAGCUUAGCGUCUCAGAUAUCCGAACGAAUAGUUGCUCUUUCUGGUGGAAUGCUUUUCAUUAUCUUUGGCAUUCAAUCGUUCCUUACUUCUGUUGAGGCCUAAUGCUUCACAAAACCUUCUUUGUGGGUUGUAGGGAGAGCUGAAGAUGACGAUGAAGAACGUUGCUAUCUAUACUUUCUUUAGAUAUGUAAUCUUGAUACUAGAUGUUUUACACAAGUCAUUACAAAACUAAUCAGAAAGUUUUAUUUGUCAUGAAAAAUACAUUAAAACAAGCUGGAAGCAGCCCUCUGACUUCAAUAAAGUUUUGGUAAUUG
Eruca vesicaria subsp. sativa (arugula) is the source of this 1060-nucleotide messenger RNA. NCBI's taxonomy places the organism in Eukaryota, Viridiplantae, Streptophyta, Magnoliopsida, Brassicales, Brassicaceae. The record is from the annotation of a GenBank genome assembly.